GCGUGAACCUGCACUCGGGAGGCAGAGACAGGAAACUUUCUGAUAGCACAUUGACUGGCUCGACCUUCGAGCACCACAGUGGCGGGCCUAAGCUUCCGGGCUGGGCUGCCACCUCUGUAUAGCCUUCGUUUUCCCUUAGUUAAAUGGGUGCAGUUCCGACUUCCAUCUCGGAGCGGCCACCGCGACAGUUGCACAGAGCGCGCGCUCCCGGGGCGGGGCUGCGCCGGGCGGGAACGGAGGCCCCGCCCCGUCCCGCGCUCGGCUGAUUUAAGACCGGUUGUGUCUACGGUGGCGGGAGCGCCCAUUCCCGGCAGGCCCCAGCCUCAGCGCUCCGGCGGCGAGCGGCGCAGGUUAGCGCUCGACGACCGCGAGCUUGCGGGGAGGCCGCGCUCGCCCUUAGGAGUCCUUGGCGACCCAGACGGUUCUCCAGGUUCUGACAAAACACCCACCCUCCGUCCCCACACUAACCACUCUGCAGUGCACUGCUGUAUGGCCUCUCCUCUUGUUCCUGGAAAAGCUGUUGUAGUUGAAGUGUCUGCUCCCAGACAGCUCUUCCAUGAGAUGACACUAGCAGAGAAAACCACUGUGAUAUUCCACAGUUGAGCUAUCACUGGGCAAAAGAUAAUACCAAGAAAACCAGAUGGCAUCUGGAGAUUUCUGCUCACCUGGAGAAGGCGUGGAAAUACUGCAGCAAGUGUGUGACAAGCAGUUUCCUCCGUGCGCCCUGACGGAGGAAGAUCUCAUUCAGAAUCCGUGUUUCAGCAAGCUCUUGCUUAGUCUGUCCCAGCACGUCGAUGAGAGUGGCCUGAGCCUCACGCUGGCCAGGGAGCAGGCUCAGGCCUGGAGUGAAGUUCGGCUUCGUAAGACAGCAUGGCUGAGGUAUGAGAUCUUACAGAGAGUCAUCCAAGAGCUGCUGGUCGACUACUAUGUGAAGGCCCAAGAAACAAACCUAACCUCCGACGACAAAAAGUUUCAUGAGACCCUUGAACAGCGGCUUCUUGUAACUGAGCUGACACAACUUUCAGGUCCUGGGCAGGAGACGGAGAUGCCCCCGCUGCUAGGACUGGAGAAGGCCGACCUUCUGGAGCUCAUGCCGCCCUCACAGGAUUUCGUGUGGAUGAAAGCUCGGCUCCAGCUGGAGGUGGAGGAGCAGCUCAAGAGGAAAUGCUUCACCCUGCUGUGCUACCACGACCCCAGUUCAGAUACUGAUGGAGACAAGCUGAAAGCAGCGAAGGUGUGGGCGCUGACAGAGGUCCUGGUCAGGGAGAAGCAGCAGUGCCUGGAGGCCAAGGGCCAGCAGAAGGAGCAGCUGGUGCUGCUGGAGAAGAAGAGGACCACCUACUCAAAGGUGCUGCUGCGCUGCCUUGCUUUACUGCAGAGGCUUCUCCAGGAGCACAGGCUGAAGACUCAGUCCGAGCUGCACCGCAUCAAUGCCCAGUACCUGGAGAUCAAGUGCAGUGCUCUGAUCCUUAAGUUGAGGAUGGAGGAGCUGAAGACCCUGUCCGACACUUAUAGUGCUGAGAAAGUAGAAGUGCAUCGCCUCAUUAGGGACCGUUUGGAGGGAGCCAUUCGCCUCCAGGAGCAGGACAUGGAGAAAUCGAGGCUGGUCCUGCACACCUAUGAGGUGCUGGGGGAAGACUUUGAGAACCUGGUGAAGGAGUACAGCCAGCUCAAACUGGCCGUCGAGAACAAGCGCUGGGCCCUGCAGGAGUUUAGCAAGGCCUGCCGCUGAACUGAACGGAGGCAGAACCGGAAGCAUGGACUCUCCGCGCCUGCCCUCUCUUCAUGCUCAAUGGCUCAAUGGACCACCUCCACCACAAAGGAAUAUGGGACACUUGCUUAAAACACCUCAGUCUUCACAGACCUUCUGGUUUCUCUUUCUUGUUUACAGUGACUGAGUCUGGAAAUGUAGAUAUCACAUUUAUAAAAUUCCAUGCAUAUCUGGUUUGCAUCAGCUGUGUAAUAAUUACCUGAAUAAAGUUGUAGUAUUAUUUUGCCUUA
This is a messenger RNA of Apodemus sylvaticus (European woodmouse), 2001 nucleotides long. It is a transcript of the gene Haus4, whose product is annotated as HAUS augmin like complex subunit 4. Gene Ontology annotation, cellular component: HAUS complex. The record is from RefSeq and is a predicted model, not a curated record. Gene Ontology annotation, molecular function: microtubule minus-end binding. The coding region runs from base 641 to 1732 and encodes 363 amino acids. The transcript has 11 exons. NCBI's taxonomy places the organism in Eukaryota, Metazoa, Chordata, Mammalia, Rodentia, Muridae. Gene Ontology annotation, biological process: centrosome cycle; spindle assembly.